Molecule: messenger RNA, 1218 nt
Organism: Diospyros lotus (date-plum)
Lineage: Eukaryota; Viridiplantae; Streptophyta; Magnoliopsida; Ericales; Ebenaceae
Product: nudix hydrolase 13, mitochondrial-like
Exons: 6
Coding region: 316-1044 (242 amino acids)
Cellular component (GO): nucleus; cytoplasm
Molecular function (GO): pyrophosphatase activity
Source: RefSeq, a predicted model, not a curated record
AAUUUGCUCCUCUCAAAGAAUCCAAUUAAGAAUCUGCGGUACCCCUCUCUCUCUCUCUCUCGCUGCUGCUACUUCUGCUUCUUCUUCUUCUUCUUCUUCGUUUUUUCUUCUAGCGCGGGUUCAAGAUUCGUACGCUAUUGCUGUUUUCUCACAGCCUCUCCGUGGUUCGCUCGUACGUACCCAUUUAUUAUUUCGCCGUAUGCUGUCUUCUUCUGCUACUGUAAAUAAUCAAAUGAGCCUUGCGGCACCACAGCAUGGCCUGGUUUUUUUGCCUAAAUCCUCUAUAUAGCCUUUUGGGACAAAACCAUCUUACGGAUGCCUCUUCCUCUUCCUCUUCCUUGCGCCUUUGAAUCCCAGAGGAGAGGAUUAACGUUGUCGGAAAGUAUGAGCUUGUGUCCACCGGCUCCGGCGAGGACAGGGAGACAUCGGCAACGGUAUGAGGACCAGUUCAGACUAGUUGCAGGGUGCAUUCCUUAUAGGUUUGAGAAGGUUGUUGAGGAUAAUAUUUGCAAAUCAGAGAGUAGGUUACACGUCCUCAUGAUUUCUACACCGAAACAUGCUGAUCUGGUGUUUCCAAAGGGUGGAUGGGAGAAUGAUGAGAGUAUCACUGAAGCCGUACACCGGGAGGCCCUGGAGGAAGCAGGAGUCAAAGGAAGACUUAGUGAAAAGCCUCUGGGAGUUUGGGAGUUCCGAAGCAAGAGCAGCCAGAACAGCUGCAGCAAGGGAGGAGGUUGCAGAGGUCAUAUCUAUGCAAUGGAGGUGAUGGAAGAGCUCGAGUCCUGGCCUGAGCAGGCCAUCUAUGGCAGAAAAUGGCUUAACAUAGAGGACGCAUUCAAAUCCUGCCGGUAUGAUUGGAUGCGUGAAGCGCUUACAAACCUUCAGAUGCUUCUGUCAAAAGAAAGGAGUAAAGAGUCGUUGGAAUCUCCCAUUAAAUCUGCUCGUCCUGAUGCAUGCUUCUGCGGAUCCAAACCUGCCAAUUUGCUUAGGAAAUCCUUCUUACUACAAGUGUGCUGUUCUGGGCUAACUAGUCCCAACACACUCUAGUGAAGUGGUUCUAAUCUGUAAUGUCAAGUGUGUUCUGUCCUUGAUUAGUUCUGAAUUCUCCUGCACUGCUUGAUCCCUCCCUCCCUGUUUUGUCUUGGACGUUUGUAACCAAUACUGUCUGAUUAUUGAACAAAUAGCAAUUCUCUUGUAUAUAUAUAUAUUGUUAGAAUUGUA